GCGGCGGUGACGGUGGCGGCGGCGGUGGCGGUGACACCCGCUGCAUCGGCGGCGGCUGGAGUUGCGGGGUCGGGCCGCGCGCGAUCUGGACACCUUCCUGGCCAUCUCGGGGCCCAGAGCGGUUGCAGCGCGAGCUGUCCCGCUGUCCUGCUGUCCACCCCGCCGUCCGUCUGUCCGUCUGCCCGCUGUCCGGUGCCCGGUGCGUGGCUGGCUGCCUCCCUCGAUGAAGCACACGGGUGAGGCCCGCGUCCCGCCUCCCUGCAGCCCGUCGGGCACCGCCAGCUCCAUGUCGCACGUGGAGGACUCGGACUCGGACGCGCCGCCGUCGCCGGCCAGCUCGGAGGGUCUGGGGCGCGGUGCUGGCGGCGCGGGGGGCCCCGGGGCCGAGGCCGGGGCGGCGGCCGGGACGGCGGCCGGGGCGGCGGCGGACGAUCGCUUCCCCGCCUGCAUCCGCGACGCGGUGUCGCAGGUGCUGCGGGGCUACGACUGGAGCCUGGUGCCGCUGCCCGUGCGGGGCGGCGUGGGCGGCGCGCUCAAGGCCAAGCCGCACGUGAAGCGGCCCAUGAACGCCUUCAUGGUGUGGGCGCAGGCGGCGCGCCGCAAGCUGGCCGACCAGUACCCGCAUCUGCACAACGCCGAGCUCAGUAAGACGCUGGGCAAGCUGUGGCGUUUGCUGAGUGAGAACGAAAAGCGUCCCUUUGUGGAAGAGGCUGAGAGGCUGCGGGUCCAGCACAAGAAGGACCAUCCCGACUACAAGUACCAGCCUCGGCGCAGGAAGAACGUCAAGGCCAGCCAGAGCGAUUCGGAUUCGGGAGCCGAGCUGGGCCACCACCCCUCUGGGGCCGGCUUCAAGGACAUGGACACACACAGCCGCGGUGGCCAUCCAGGACAGACUCACGAGCCACCCACCCCACCCACCACACCCAAGACCGACGGGCACCCAGGGGCCAAGCAGGAGCUGAAGCUGGAAGGGCGCCGCUUGCUGGACAGCGGCCGCCACAACAUCGACUUUAGCAACCUGGAUAUCUCCGACCUGAGCAGCGAGGUCAUCAGCAACAUGGACACCUUCGACGUGCGUGAAUUUGACCAGUAUCUGCCGCUGCACGGUCCUGCGGAGCCUGGCUCCUACGGGGGUUCCACCUAUCCGCACCCCGGGGCAGCCGGCCUCGGCGUGUCCCCCACCUGGACGCACAAGGGCACCCCAUCGUCGUCUUCACCCACUGAGUCCCUGAGGCCCCACAUCAAGACAGAGCAGCUGAGUCCCAGCCGCUACAGCAGCGACCAGCCCCACGGUUCUCCUGGCCACUCCGACUUUGGCACCUACAGCGCCCAGGCCAGCAUCACGGCGGCCACCCCUGCCAGCUCUCAGUGUGACUACACUGACCUGCAGGCGCCCGGCUACUACAGCCCGUACCCCAGCUACCCAUCCAGCCUCUACCAGUACCCCUACUUCCAUUCCGCCCGCCGACCCUACACUACCCCUCUACUGGGUGGCUUGUCUGUGGCAUCGGCUCACAGCCCCCCCAGUAACUGGGACCAGCCCGUGUACACGACCCUGACCAGACCCUGAGUCUGCAGCAACUGGAGUGUGAGCACAGGGAUGCCCCGAGUGAGGACACCCCACUACUGGGUGCCAGGGGGGGCAGUAGGCUGGUCUACAACCUUUGCCCUUUGCUUCCAGCCCCCCAAUUCCCAGCAGCAGACAGAGAGCCCUUCCCUACCAUAUCCCAGUAAUGACUCCAAAUGCCGCGUGUGUGGUCCUGGGCCCUGAGCUCUUAAGGUGCCCCCCUCCGAAGGGAGGGGAGUGGCCCCGAGGACCCCACUUUCUCCUCAGAGCACUUGGUGUGCAGUGGUAUGUACGGAGUGCGGACUGCGUGCUCGGUGGUGUGGUGACAUGGUCACACAGUCACAAGUCCUCUGUCCUCUGUGCUGUUCCGUCAUGUUUAUUUUCGAGGCUUCAAUGUGUGUGAUUUGUUUUGAAAGCUGUUAAAAUGUAUUUAUGUUCUGUGUUA
This is a messenger RNA of Suncus etruscus (white-toothed pygmy shrew), 2012 nucleotides long. It is a transcript of the gene SOX8, whose product is annotated as SRY-box transcription factor 8. The coding region runs from base 224 to 1570 and encodes 448 amino acids. The transcript has 3 exons. The record is from RefSeq and is a predicted model, not a curated record. Gene Ontology annotation, molecular function: DNA-binding transcription factor activity, RNA polymerase II-specific; RNA polymerase II cis-regulatory region sequence-specific DNA binding. Gene Ontology annotation, cellular component: nucleus. Lineage: Eukaryota; Metazoa; Chordata; Mammalia; Eulipotyphla; Soricidae. Gene Ontology annotation, biological process: enteric nervous system development; morphogenesis of an epithelium; negative regulation of transcription by RNA polymerase II.